AUGAGCAAGGCGACUCGUCUAUCUGUUAUUGUAGGAGGAGGAGGAGCAUCGACAGGAAAUAUUAAUUCUUUUGGUAAUAGUAACAGCAGUAAUAUUGAGACUAUUAGCCCUACCAUCAGAAAAGUAAAUACAAAUUCGGAGCUUGUGGAUUACGCUUCUCAUUCCGAAGACGAAAACGAAAUAACAAAGCCAUUAUUUAACGAUACAAUGUUUAAUGAAACAUCUCACAUCAUGGGAGCUGCCAUCAAUGUUGAGCAAUUCUUGGAUCCCGAAACAGAAAAAUUGAAAUCCUAUGAUCGAAGAAAUUUAUUUCAAAAACUUUUGGAUUUUACUCUCCGAAGAAAGAAAUAUUUUGGAAGAACGAUUUUUCUUAAUGGACAAACUGUACCAAAAGGAAAGAAAUAUCCUGCUAAUGUUGUUAGGAAUAGGAGAUAUAAUUUUAUCACUUUUCUUCCUCUGGUUUUGUUUGAACAAUUUAAAUUCUUUUUUAACUUAUAUUUUCUUGUAGUGGCACUAUCCCAAAUAAUUCCACAAUUACAAGUUGGUUUUUUAUUUACCUAUGUGGCUCCACUAGCAUUUGUGCUGUGUGUUACUCUACUAAAAGAAGCGUAUGAUGAUAUUAAACGAUGGAGAAGAGAUAUCGAAUCCAACAGCCAAAAGUUCUUGAGACUUUCUAAAAACUCUACAUUUGAAACAGUACCAAGCUCAAAAAUCAAAGUGGGUGACAUUAUUCAAAUUGAAACUGAUCAGAGAAUACCUGCAGAUUGCAUUUUACUAAGAACUACAGAAAAAAGUGGAGCAUCCUUUAUCAGAACUGAUCAACUUGAUGGAGAAACAGAUCAAAAACUAAGACAUGCUAUACCAACUACUCAAAAACUUACAUCUGAUUUUGAUUUGAAGCGAAUAACUGCAUGUGUAUUUGCAGAAAAACCAAAGAAGGAAAUUUAUGAUUUCAUUGGAAAUUUCACACUCUAUUCUCCAGAUGGACGAGUGGAAGUGGUAGAACCUUUAAGCUUAGAAAAUACAUUAUGGGCUAAUACGGUAGUUGCUACUGGUACAGUAACUGCUUUGGUAAUCUAUACAGGUACUGAAACAAGAAGUGCAUUGAAUGCAAGUGAGCCAAGAUCAAAGGUUGGAAAACUUGAUCGAGAGCUGAAUACCUUGUCUAAAUUUUUAUUCUGUCUCAUGUUUGUCGUGAGCGUACUUAUGGUCGCAUUGAAACAAUUCCAAGGACUUUGGUACAUCACCAUUUUCCGAUUUGUUUUACUGUUCUCUUCUAUUAUUCCAAUCAGUUUGAGAGUGAACUUGGACAUGGGUAAAACAGUAUAUAGCUUCUUUAUCAUGAAGGAUAAGAAGAUUCCAGGUACCAUUGUCCGAAACUCUUCCAUACCAGAGGAAUUGGGACGAAUUAAUUAUUUGUUUUCUGAUAAGACUGGAACAUUAACUCAAAACGUCAUGAUUUUUAAAAAGUUACAUUUAGGAAAUAUCUCAUUCGACGAAGAUGCACUAACUGAUAUAUUUGAACAUGUGGAAAAAACAUAUAGAAGACAAGGCGUAUCGAACAAUGACCUACAAGUUAAGGAAUUUAUUGAAGCUCUUGCGUUAUGUCACAAUGUGACACCAAUUGAUCCUACCUCUACACAUCACCAUCAUGAAGAAAGCAUGUAUCAAGAUGAAGAGGGUACAGUCGUUCAAACGGAUAUCCAACUUAAUGCAACUGAAAGAGAAUAUCAAGGUAGCUCACCUGACGAAAUAGCUCUUGUUAAAUUUGCUGAAAAGUCAGGUUUAAUACUUGAAAGUAGAUCACUGAAUUCAAUGGCUUUAAAAAAUCCUUUGGGAGAGAUUGAAGAAUUUGAGGUGCUAAAUAUUUUCCCUUUUACAUCAGCUUCAAAGCGAAUGGGUAUUGUUGUAAAGUUCCUCUCGAGUGGUAAGAUUGUAUUCUAUUGUAAAGGUGCUGACUCUGUGAUGAAACAACUGGUAAAGGCAUCACAAAGCGAGUGGUUAGAUGAAGAAGCUGACAAUAUGGCUAGAGAAGGAUUGAGAACAUUGGUAUUUGGAAGUAAGGCGCUAACUGACGAACAAUACAUUCAGUUCAAUAGUGAAUACAAAAAAGCAUCGGCCCUUAUUAACGAUAGAGCAUCUGAGAUGGAACGAGUACGACAAAAGUAUUUGGAGUGUGAUAUGAAUUUAUUGGGAGUCACAGGUGUCGAAGAUAAACUUCAAGAAAAUGUUCAGAGAAGUCUUGAACAACUCAGACAUGCUGGUGUGAAAGUUUGGAUGUUGACUGGAGACAAAGUAGAAACAGCAAUUUGUAUUUCAAGAAGUACCAAGCUCGUGGCAAGAGGUCAAUACAUUUUCGAAGUCAUUUCCAAUGAUGAAAAACGAAUUGAAGAGUUAUUGGAAGAAUAUGAAGCGGAAUAUGCCUCUUCAGGCGCUGGGUUUUUAAUUGAUGGAGCAACACUUCAUAUUGCUUUAGAGAAAUUGCCAAACAAAUUUGUAGCAGCUGCCUGUAAAGCUACGAGCGUGGUGUGUUGCAGAUGCAGUCCAACUCAAAAAGCAGAAGUUGUCUCUCUUGUCAAGAAAAAGACAAAAAGUCAAACAGCUGCCAUUGGAGAUGGAGGAAAUGACGUAUCCAUGAUCUUGUGUGCAGAUGUUGGAAUUGGAAUUGAAGGAAAAGAAGGCAAACAUGCUUCCUUAGCAGCAGAUUUCUCAAUCAAACAAUUUUCGUAUUGCACUGAUUUAAUUUUGUGGCAUGGUAGAAAUUCUUACAAGCGAUCAGCUGCUUUGGGUCAAUUUAUUAUUCAUAGAGGAUUGAUCAUUUCUGUCAUUCAAGCUAUAUUCUCAGCCAUGUUUUUCUUCUCAACAAUUCCUAUUUUCACAGGAUGGCUUCUCGUUGGAUAUGCAACCUAUUACACCAACUUUCCAGUGUUCUCAUUGGUGUUAGAUGAAGAUGUAAAACGAGAAACUGUGUAUCUCUUCCCAGAAUUAUAUAAGGAGCUUCAAAAGGGAAGGGUACUUUCAUUCAAAACUUUUCUCAUUUGGACGCUAAAAGCCGUCUAUCAAGGCGGUGUUAUUAUGAUACUUGCCAUCUUUCUUUUUGAGAACAACUUUUUGAGAAUUCAAAGCAUUAGCUUUACGGCACUAAUUUUAACUGAAAUUGUGAUGGUCUCUAUUGAAGUGCACAGAAAACUCAAUCCUCUCAUUAUUAUUUCCGAAAUUUUGUCUAUUGCAAUCUACUUUGCUUCGAUAUUCCUAUUACCAACUUACUUUGAUACGGCGUUUAUUAUGACCUUUGACUUUUGGUGGAAAUCGAUAGUAAUCACUGCUGCAGCAACUGUGGUCAUUAUUGUUGCCAAGUUUGUGCAUAGCAAGAUCAAUCCACCAGUGUGGAGCAAGUUGAACGAAUCUUUUUGA
Molecule: messenger RNA, 3414 nt
Organism: Naegleria lovaniensis
Lineage: Eukaryota; Heterolobosea; Eutetramitea; Acrasida; Naegleriidae
Exons: 3
Coding region: 1-3414 (1137 amino acids)
Biological process (GO): retrograde vesicle-mediated transport, Golgi to endoplasmic reticulum; endocytosis; phospholipid translocation
Cellular component (GO): plasma membrane; endosome; trans-Golgi network
Molecular function (GO): ATPase-coupled intramembrane lipid carrier activity; ATP hydrolysis activity; ATP binding
Source: RefSeq, a predicted model, not a curated record